Messenger RNA from Candidozyma duobushaemuli, 825 nucleotides. It is a transcript of the gene SUR7, whose product is annotated as Sur7p. The coding region runs from base 1 to 825 and encodes 274 amino acids. The transcript has a single exon. The record is from RefSeq and is a predicted model, not a curated record. Gene Ontology annotation, cellular component: membrane raft; cell cortex; plasma membrane. Gene Ontology annotation, biological process: fungal-type cell wall organization; septin cytoskeleton organization; cortical actin cytoskeleton organization. Lineage: Eukaryota; Fungi; Ascomycota; Pichiomycetes; Serinales; Metschnikowiaceae.
AUGCUCAGAGUUCUCGGUACUUUCACCAACCUUUUCUUGUUGGCCGGUACUACCCUCUUGUUGGUUUUCAUCGUUUUGGGCGGUGCCGUGAACCACUUCCCAUUCAAGAAGUUUGACUGGAUUAGCGUUGACACCUCCAGCAUCCUGGGUGCUUACGACCAGUCCAAGUGGUUCUUCUGGGGUGUCUGUGACGCUAACGACCUCAGCAGAUGUCACCUUGGUCCUGCUUACCCACUCUCGCCAAACAGAAACUUCGGCACUGAGCUGGGUGUCCCACAGGACUUCAUUAAGGAUGACUCCACCUACUACUACUUGUCGAGAUUCAGCUUCGCCUUUUUCAUUAUUGGUUUUGUUUUCACUGGUCUCGCUUUCUUGGUUGAUGUCGCUGGCUUCUGCUUCGACUUCGUUGAGAGAAUUGUCAUCAUCUUGGUCACUUUUGCCCUCUUCUUCAUUGCCGGUUUCGCCGCAUUCCAGACUUCCGUGACCGUCUUGGCUAGAAACGCUUUCAAAGACGAGGGUUACUCUGCUAAAUUGGGUGUCCAGGGUUUUGCCAUUAUGUGGACUGCCGUUGCUUGUUUGGCCAUCAUCUGGUUCAUUACCUGCGCCAACAACAUUGCUGCUUCUUACAAGAAGCACAUUGCAAACGUGCGUGGCUCUGAUGGCUACUACCAGCAGCAGCAGCCUCACGAGGACGGCGAGCUUGCUGACGACUCGUCCUUCACCAGAUCCGUUCCUGUGGAGAAGGAUGCCAACACCGGCAGCGGUGGUAUUCGUUUCUUCAGAAUCAAGAGAAACCAAAAGCCCUCCGACGAAGAGAGUGUCUAA